ACAGAGGGAGCAGAGGAUUAGCUGUCUGCGGCCGCUCCACACCUCACUGUGGAGAGCGUGUGUCUCAGUGCUGUCGUCCAGUCAGUGAAGGCAAGCAGCGGAUCGAUCACCAACCAACAUGUGGGCUGCACGUCCACAGAUAGAGCAGGCUCGCCUUGCUCCGGGGGCUAACUGCUAAGCAUGCUGGGUAAGGCUCCACCAACGACCAGUAACCUGAACCUGGUGACCGCAGAAGUUUCUGACGCGACGGCGAACCCGGACGAACUGGACGGUAUCGAUAUGGCCGAACUCGUGGAGAGCCUGGAUACCAGAGAGCUGGACAUAGGCGAGGCGGAGGAGAUCGACUGUGAUGGGAGCUCCAUAGGGGACUGUCGUAUCCCGUUUUCAGCCGUCUACGCCACAGUGGGCUUUAAGGAGGCCAGUGCUAAGGUCUACCUCCCCACUGUGCCCAUCACCGCCCGGAUCCUGGAGGUGGAGCGAUUCACCACCGCACAAGACCGCUUCAACCUGUCGCACCACAGGAGCGUCAACAAGUCUCUGCCGGCAGUGUUUAGGAUCGAGCUGAAGCACGGUGAGUUCACCUGGGUGAUUAAGAGGAAGGAGAAACAUUUCAUGGAGCUUCACAGAGAGCUGAGGACGUACAAGACUUUCAUGAGGAUACCCCUGCCCUCACGCAGCCACACCGUGAGGAGAAGGACCGUGAGGAAGAGCGAGGUGAGGGAGAUGCCCUCCCUGCCGCGGGGAGGGGGAGACGAGCUGGUGCGAGACGAGCAGGUGUCCAGCAGGAGGAGACAAUUAGAAGACUAUUUGAACAAGCUGCUGAGGAUGGCCAUGUACCGCAAAUAUCACCAUACUAUGGAGUUCAUUGACGUCAGCCAGAUGUCAUUCAUUCAUGACUUGGGGCCCAAAGGACUGGAAGGGAUGAUCUAUAAGCGCUCAGGCGGACAUCGUAUCCCUGGCAUGAACUGCUGUGGUCACAGCCAGGCCUGCUACCGCUGGUCCAAACGGUGGCUGGUGGUGAAGGACUCGUGCCUGCUGUACAUGAAGCCAGACUCAGGGGCCAUCUCCUUCGUCCUGCUGCUGGAUAAAGAGUUCAGCAUCAGGAUGGACUCCAAAGACACAGAGACCAAACACGGAGUCCGGAUUGACAGCCUCUCCAGGACUUUGGUGUUCAAGUGCAGCAGCUACAGACACGCGCGCUGGUGGGGUCAGAGCAUCGAGAGCUUCGUGAGGAGCCACGGGAAGGCUUUCCUCCGAGAUCACCGCUUCGGAUCGUUCGCGCAGGAGCAGGAAAGCAUCCCUGCGAAAUGGUAUGUGAAUGGAAAGACUUACAUGGAGGACGUGGCCGAUGCUUUGGAGGAGGCCAAAGAGGAAAUCUUCAUCACCGACUGGUGGCUGAGUCCAGAGAUUUUCUUGAAGAGGCCCGUGGUCGAGGGAAACAGGUGGAGGCUGGACUGCACCCUCAAACGCAAGGCACAACAGGGAGUGCGGAUCUUUGUGAUGCUGUAUAAGGAGGUGGAGCUCGCCCUGGGCAUCAACUCGGGCUACAGCAAGAGGACUCUCAUGCACCUGCACCCCAACAUCAAGGUGAUGCGUCAUCCAGACCACGUCUCCUCCUCCGUCUACCUGUGGGCGCACCAUGAGAAGAUCGUCGUCAUCGACCAAUCGGUGGCCUUCGUGGGCGGGAUCGACCUGGCGUACGGCCGCUGGGACGACAGAGAGCACCGGCUGACGGAUGUCGGCAGCGUGACGCGCUCCGUGGCCCUGGAGCAGGCCGGCACCACCAACACCCCGUCCAGCAAGGCUGUGUCCUCUGUCGACGGCGUCUCCAAGAGCAACGGACGAGGGACGCCGCCCAGCGACCCGGUGGACUUGCCCAAGCUGAAGGGGAUCGGACGCAACAGGAGGGCUCGCUUCAGCCUGUACCGACACCUGCACAAACACACCCUGCAGCACGCGGACAGCGUCAGCAGCGUCGACAGCGCAGGGAGUGGCUCAGUGCGAAGCCUAAAGACAGGUGUUGGAGAGUUACAGGGCAACACGCGCUUCUGGCACGGAAAAGACUACUGCAACUUCGUCUACAAGGACUGGAUCCAGCUGGAGAAACCGUUUGAUGACUUCAUCGACAGGUACACAACUCCCAGGAUGCCUUGGCACGACAUCGCCUCGGUGGUUCAUGGCAGAGCCGCCCGGGAUGUGGCCAGACACUUCAUUCAGCGCUGGAACUUCACGAAGAUCAUGAAGCCGAAGUAUCGCUCUCUGUCUUAUCCCUUCCUGCUGCCCAAGUCUCACUCCAGCGCCGGCGAGCUCAGAUACCAAGUUCCUGACUGCGUCGAUGCCAAAGUGCAGGUGUUGCGCUCAGCAGCGGAUUGGUCGGCGGGCAUAAAGUACCACGAGGAGUCCAUCCAUAAUGCCUACAUCCAGGUCAUCGCCAAGAGCAAACACUACAUCUACAUCGAGAACCAGUUCUUCAUCAGCUGUGCCGACAACAGGAUGGUCUACAACAAGAUCGGAGACGCCAUCAUUGAGAGGAUCAUCAGAGCACACAAGGAGGGUAAGAAGUACCGCGUGUACGUGGUGACCCCUCUGCUUCCCGGAUUUGAGGGGGACAUCACCACAGGUGGAGGGAACGCCCUCCAGGCCGUCAUGCACUUCAACUACAGAACCAUGAUCAGAGGAGAAUACUCCAUCAUCUCACAGCUGAAAAAGGAGAUGGACGACCAGUGGAUGAACUACAUCUCCUUCGCUGGCCUUCGGACUCACACUGAGCUGGAGGGACGCCUGGUCACAGAGCUCAUCUACGUCCACAGCAAGAUGCUCAUCGCUGACGACAACACAGUCAUCAUCGGUUCUGCUAACAUCAACGACAGAAGCAUGCUGGGUAAACGCGACAGUGAGGUGGCCGUGAUCGUCGAGGACUCAGAAAAGGUCCCCUCGGUGAUGGAUGGACGGGAGUAUGAAGCCGGAGCCUACGCGCUUCAGCUUCGCCUCGAGUGCUUCAGGACUGUCCUUGGAGGCCACACUGACACCAGUAUCGACCUGUCUGACCCCAUCAGCGAUCGCUUCUACAAGGAGGUGUGGAUGACCACGGCUGGCCGCAACGCCACCAUUUAUGAAAAGGUGUUUCGCUGCCUUCCGUCAUCCCUAGUGCGGAACAUGGCCGAGCUGGAGCAGUACCAGUCCAAACCAGGUCUGGCCCAGACCGACCUGACCCGCGCUCAGGAGGAGCUGCGCAAAAUCCGAGGCUUCCUGGUCCAGUUUCCUCUGGACUUCCUGUCCGAGCAGAACCUCAUGCCGUCUGUUGGGACGAAGGAGGCCAUGGUGCCGACUGAGAUCUGGACAUAAAGGACGUGCCACGCUUACACAUCUGAGUCGAACUGUUUCUUGAGCAUCUUGAGUGAAGGACCUGGAUUGUGGUUGUCAUCAAAUGCGUACUGCUGGAUUUGCAAGAGAUCGCCUUCGAUCCAUGGAUUGAUAUGACCGUUGGGCAUUGAUUAAUCUCUCAGAUCUGUAACAGUAGUCACAGCUCACAGGGUAAGCGCUAGUUUUUUUUUGGAUGUAUGAAGAACAAAAAGACGUCAGACUUGAGGACUUGCCUGACAGCAUUGUGACUGCAUUCAAUCUGUUGAGGUGGAAAACAGGCACGUGGACUUGGGGCUUUGGGAAUCAAACUCCGCUCCGAGCUCUUCGACCUUUGGACUGCUGGAAAAGCUCACAAGACAGCGAGGAUUUCUAAGGGACCAGCGACAAUGAAACAAACACUCGGCUCUCAGCUAUAUUAAAACACACAGAGACGGUGAUGCAUGUGCUCUGCUGAGUUUGUGAUGUAUGCUCGUGAGGUGCAUUAGUGCUAUAUGCUGUGUAUGAGCUCACAGUGUUGCUGAGCCUGCGUUUAAAAGCUAGCUAUAUCAGAUGCUACAUCAGACACACCUUGAGAAUCUUUUCUGUAAAACAAAUCCAAAACACGUGCUCGCUCUUUAGCACAUGCUCAGAGACAAUUUUACUGAUUGGACAGCGGUGCAUGAUUUACUAACUGUGCUCAGAUCUUGUUAACACGAUUGCUACAAUGCAUGUGCCAAUCACGUCUCUGGAAAACCCCUCAGGGACACGAGGGAGUACGCAGAGACGCUUUCAUGCUGAAAUCAGAGUGUCGAGCCGAACCAGGUGCAAAAGCUAACUCGACUCAGUUGAAUCAUACUGUCUCCAGAAGGAUGAGUGGAGAAUUACUAUGGCUGAGGGUGUGUGAUCAAAGGCUACAGAGGAAAAUGGUCGUGCCAGCGGGCAACUUCAGAGGGCGGACGAGACAAUCGGCCCACAAAUUCAAAGGUGUCAUUUCCUUUUUGCUCAAUAGGUGGUGCUAGCGUCUUAAAAAUACAGUUUGUGUACAGCUGCUACAGCAGGUGAAGACUUACAUAUGUUUUUAAUGUGGAGCAUGGCAGUUUCACUUUUAAUUCUUAUGUGUGCAAAUAAGAUGACAGUACAGGGGAAAUCCUUUAAAACACACACACCAGCUGAAGUCAAAGAAUGAAGAGCCUCUUUCCUGCCUUUGAAUUUGGAUAUCAUGAAAUAACACCUGUCGAUAGCCCCGCUUCCUUAUAGUUCUCAUCGCUGGUCACAUUUGGUUGGAAGAGACUUUCAGUAGCUGCAGAUGAUGUAAAUGAUUGCAUGGACAUGUAUCUCCAUCUACGAGUCUGGUCUUUCAGUGCAUUGCAAGGUACACAGUGCAGGGGAAAUUCUUUGGAAACCCACGCAACAGAGGCUUACAUCCAUGAGAAAUGGAAAGUCAGCGAAUGAAUUAUGUGGAAAAAUGCGAACACCUGUUUAAGUAUAGACCACUAUCACACGCUUGAGGGCUUGAUUGAACAACACCUGUCACAUAGAUCCGAUUCCUUUGAAUCCUGUUGGGCGUGUUCGGUUUCACUUGUUGUUAAUUAGCCUGUUGACAUCUCAGACAAGCAGCUUUUUUAAUGUGCAGCACCACUUUCUCUGGUCCGGUGCCAAAUCGUACUCAACAAACCUGGUCUCUCGCCGCUUUGCUUCAGGCUGAUUUAGUGGCUCCUGAAGUUCCUUUUAUAAUCGGCAGAGUUCAAUCAUUAUUUCAACUCUUAUCUCUAUUUAGUAAUUCGAUUUUUAAUCUUAUACGUGGGCCACGCCAUCAGUUUUACACACAAGUUGAGUUUACUCUGUGAAAGCAGAGCAGAGCUUUUAGCUUUUGAUUAUUUAACAGGAGUCCUGAGCGGAGCCUCUUUCCAACUUCACGCAGGACUCCUGACUCCGUUGAGAUGCAGUAUUGUCAUUGUUUCUGCUCCUAUCAGCUGUCAGCUCCUUGGUGAUGAUGACGACAGGCUCUCCUCUCCAGGUCUUCUAACUUGUUAGUGUGUGCAGUCUGAACUGGGCCUUAUAGCAAUGGCUGUAUAUUCUUAUAAUAUGCAGUCUUUGAAACAAUGAAAAUAAAAGCUAUAUUUUCCACAGAGGCUGCAACUGAGAGGCAAAGCCCUCACAUGAAGCUAACAGAUUGUCAUUGCUUCUUACAUUUCCUGGCUGUUCCAGUGAUUUCUUGUUGGAGCUUUUUACUCAGAGCAAGUGGAAAAUUCUUUCACGGUGCAUUUCUUUUCUUUUUUUUUCUUUAUUGUUGUUGUAAAGUCACAGAGAAAUGAAGCUUUUAUCGGGCUUCUCAUGCCAUGUGACCUGAGGCAGUAUAUGUGAACUCUGUUUCCUGAUUUCUUUUAAUUUUUCAUAGUAUUCAGUGUGUCUUGUCUGAACACCAACCUCCUCUAAAUGUGAAGUAGAAGAACCACUCCUCAAGACUCCGGCUGUUCUGUUAUUUCUCAGACGUUUCAUUUGGCAGAGAUGCUCAGUUCUCUCUCGGAAAGGCCUCAAGCCCUUUAAUUCAGCGUCGACGUCACGGACCCGACAUGCGAAUCAGUGGCAUUUAUUUAACCGACGCAGACAGCAGCUGCAUUGUGUGGGAUCUGAUGAUGAAAUAUUCAUCUGUAAGUGGGACCAGGGAAUUGAUGAGCCUCAACUGAAGCGCUAAUGUUUGGAAACUUUAUGCUCUUCGUUUCUGCAAAGUCCUAAACCGUUCAGCUUUUUAUUGAUUUUGACAACAUCGCCCGUAUUGUUUGCCUUUGCUGUAUUUGUCACUGCAUUAUUUAUGGAUUAUGAAUCAUGCAACAUUCUUGCAUUAAUGUUUUAAAUGUAUGGCAUGGUUGUAUGGAUGGUUUAUGGAUCUGAAACUAAACCUCUGUCAACUCUCUGUACCCUUUUGGCCUCGUUUAGCUGCUCUUGCUUCCACUCUGUUUAUGUACAGUAUCCUCUUUUUACAGUUGAAAGUAUUUCUAAUUUAUGACUGUUCAUUUAACAAAAUGUAACUCAUAAUUUAAAUGGCUAACAAAUAAAAACAUCUUGUAAAUAUAUAUAUUUUGAGAUUUUGCAUCUGACGGUUCAGAUA
This is a messenger RNA of Chelmon rostratus (copperband butterflyfish), 6451 nucleotides long. RefSeq names its product phospholipase D1a (gene pld1a). Gene Ontology annotation, biological process: intracellular signal transduction; phosphatidic acid biosynthetic process; cell motility. NCBI's taxonomy places the organism in Eukaryota, Metazoa, Chordata, Actinopteri, Chaetodontiformes, Chaetodontidae. The transcript has 26 exons. The coding region runs from base 181 to 3345 and encodes 1054 amino acids. The record is from RefSeq and is a predicted model, not a curated record. Gene Ontology annotation, molecular function: D-type glycerophospholipase activity; phosphatidylinositol binding.